Stegodyphus dumicola is the source of this 1068-nucleotide messenger RNA. Its product is annotated as protein phosphatase 1 regulatory subunit 14C-like. Gene Ontology annotation, molecular function: protein serine/threonine phosphatase inhibitor activity. Lineage: Eukaryota; Metazoa; Arthropoda; Arachnida; Araneae; Eresidae. Gene Ontology annotation, biological process: regulation of phosphorylation. The record is from RefSeq and is a predicted model, not a curated record. Gene Ontology annotation, cellular component: cytoplasm.
UACGAUAGAUCUUGGAAUAUAUCCCAGUACCCAUUUUGGGUGUUUCUGCGUGCAUAAUAACUGUUGUAUUUCUAAGCUCAUUCAUCUCUAGUAUAAAUGGAAUGCACUAUUACAUCCUACAGUCCCGGACCCCCUCCACCUUCUCGCCUUAAAUAUAUGAAAGCGGAUACGACAAAGACGGUUCUUCAUGUAAAUUUCGAACCAGGCAAAGGAGAGGUUCAGGAGAGGAAAAAGAAAUACCUGACUGCAAAAUACGGACAACAUCAAAUGAACCUCAUCAGGAAGAGAUUACGCGUAGAGAUGUGGAUGUUUGACCAGCUCCAAGCCCUCUACGGACACAGGGAUGAAGAUUCACAAACAUAUGAAGUAGAAAUAGAUUUGGAUGAACUAUUGGAUAUAGAAGGAGAUUUUAACAGGAAAGCAUGGUUAGGUGGAAAAGUGAUAGGAGCCAAAAAGUCACAAGAAAAUGUGGAGAAAUUCAUCAGUGAAUUACUUCAAAGGGCAAAAACAUUGUGAAGAUCUGAAACAUGAACUGGAUGUUUUCACUAUGCCGCUGUCAUGAAGAUAACUCUCAUCUCACAUAAAUACAACAUGCACUUUGAAUACUCAUCUUCAUAUGUGUUAUUUAUGUUGUCAUCAACAUUGUUAAAAAUUGAAAAUUCGGAAAAUUAUACACAUUAAAAAAAUACUGCAUUCAUAUUCUAACAUACAUAUUUUUUACAUUGUUUUGAAAUCUUCCAAGUUUCUGUGUAGUGAGAGGGUCUACGACAAUAAAAAAAAAAAAAAAAAAAAAAUGGAGAGAGUAACACUUCUGAAAAUUUACUUUGUGUAGAAAUGCAGCAUUCAUAUCCUUUUUUCUUUCCCUGUUUUUGAAUACACUCUCUUCAGAAACUGUAUAAAAUAAUGGUGAUAGGAUAUGUUUUAUUACUGUAUGAUUGAUGUAUUUAGUUGUAGAAUGCAGAUUAUACCUAUUUAUUUGUAGAUUUUGUGUUAAAAGAAUUCAUUAUCAUGAUCUUUUGUGUAUGAUAAGGAGUAUGUCAUUUGAAAUAAAGUAUCAUUUAUAAUGUG